AUGGUCAUGGGCGCUUUCAGGAGCUACAGCCAUAGCACGUCGGUUGAGAGGAUACCUCGGAACCCCAACCUCAGGAGCGGAUUCCGCGGCCGCUUGCAGCACAUAUUUAAUGUCAUUGCAAGCAACCCCUCUUCCGUCCUGGUGAUUCUCUAUUAUCAGGGGCACAGCGGCCUGGACAACAGGAACGAGCUGGUGCUUUCAAAUGGAAACGGCCAGUCGAUGCACUGGGCAGAUGUCGCCGACGCCGUCAUCAGCGCCAGGUGCGACGUGCUUACCAUUUUGAACUGCUGCCAUGCUGGCGCUGCUAUGAACACUCCGUUUCCGGCACGGAGAAAUAUAAAUUACGAAAGGUACAUAAAAGAGAUCAUGAUGGCAGUGCCGUGGAACAUGAACACCAUCUGGGGUGGCCGUCUCGGCUUUGCGGCCUGCCUGGAGCAGGCGUUGAGAGAGCAGUAUCACGAAUGGCAGAGAGGGUUUACCGGUCAACCAAGGCAUUGGGCUGAGGCAAUUAGCCGCAUUCAGGGAAUGGAAUCCGGCUAUCUGGUACAGGAAGGCAAUGGUCUGGAUCGCAAUGGAUCCCUACAUCUCGGACAUAUGUGGGCCUAG
Molecule: messenger RNA, 606 nt
Organism: Lasiosphaeria miniovina
Lineage: Eukaryota; Fungi; Ascomycota; Sordariomycetes; Sordariales; Lasiosphaeriaceae
Exons: 3
Coding region: 1-606 (201 amino acids)
Source: RefSeq, a predicted model, not a curated record